AUGGAGUGUAACUGGACACCGUACCAGUUUGACCGAGUAGUCAUAUUGGAAAUAUGGUUACAUUUUUAUGAACAAAGAAUAGAUGCAUUUCAAUACAAAAUUGAGAUGUCUUCCACGUAUCCCAUUGCACAAAAUUAUCCUCAUCUUUGGGGGAUAAAUAUAUUCAUCUUAAUAUGGAUGUUAUAUGAGUACAAUGUGUAUAAUAGUUGGCGGGAAAUACUACAAAAUAACCAGAACCGACCUGAUCUUAUGCAGUUAAUGUCAUCUUCGAGUGAAUCUACAGGUUUACGCGUUUAUAUUGUGGAGGAACAUCAUGAAGUUAUUCCCUACUGGUUUUCUGCUGCUAAAUCGUUUGGGAAUAAAAAAGCUGUUUUGGUUCAUAUUGAUGCUCACAGUGAUAUGGAUUAUCCAGAAGUAGUUGACAACUUUCCAAUUAAUCGAUUUCCUUGUUCUAAUGAAGAAAUUGAAACGUUGAUGCAAGCAAAUGAUGAAUUUAUUCAGAGUGCAAUAAUUGCAAAUCUAAUUCAAAGUGUAUACAUUAUUUAUCCAUAUUGGACAUUUAACACUAGUUAUGCUUACACAUCAAGUUUAGGCAUCAUAUCAAUAAAUGAUACUCAACAAGUUUGUAUGUGCCUUGAAAUUGAUGAUAAUAAUGAAGAUGAUGAUGAACAGAACUGUAAAACACGUCGACAAGACAACAGUUUAACUGAUAUAUUCCUAUCCAUUGAUAAAUGCUCAAAAACAUGGAUAUAUCAUUACGCUGAAUUAAAUUCACGUACAGCUUCAAAUAUAUUACGUUAUUCAAAAAAUUGGUCAUUGAAUAAACUGUUAAAUAUGUCUGAUUUUGUAUCAUCACCUAAUACUAUUCCAUCACCCCAUGUUCAUCGAACACAACAACAUCAUCAUCAUCAUCAUCCAUUAAUACUUGAUAUUGAUGAAGAUUUUUUCGGUGUACAUCUUGUUACACGUAGUCUACUUAAAACAGGUUUAACAAUAAAUUUUAUAUAUACAUUAAAUAAUCUUAUAUCAUCUAUAUUUUGUCCAUUAUCAAAUAUAAAUGAAUUGGACAUUGAUCAAAUAUUUCGUUGGCUACUUGAAAAAGUCUACCUUCAUUCAAAUUAUUAUUCAAGGUCAUCACCAAUUCAAGGUUAUACAUUGAAUAAAAUUGUAACAAAAACCAAUAAAAAUCUUCAUAUAAAUGAUUUAUUCUGUUAUAAUUAUUUAUUGAAUUUACAAAAAUUAAAUGAAUUAUUUAUAAAUAAUUCAAUUACUCAUAGACAAUUUAAUGCAAUAACACGUGUAGGUGUCUGCUUUACAAAUUCAUUAUUAACCCAUCAGUAUAUACCAGAAAUACAUUUAUGCAUAGGUCAUAAUAUACCGAAUGCAUCAUUAGUUGAAGAAUUUAUACCGACAUCAAAUGAUUUAUUACAAUUAGGAGUACAAUUUACACAAAUUCUUUUAUCAAUCCCUUAUCAACCGAAUGUGAUUAGUAUAUCACGUUCAUCACGUGAUGGUUAUACACCAAGAUGGUUACAGUAUAAUAUUGAAACACUUAUAUUGAAUAUAUUGAAAAGAGUAUUCAAUUUAACUGAUGAAAAUAUUAUUUUUACUAAAUAUUUAGCUGGUGAUAAAUAUCAAGGUUGGUAUCGACGUUUUUCAUGGACAAAUGAAGAAGAAUAA
Messenger RNA from Heterobilharzia americana, 1680 nucleotides. NCBI's taxonomy places the organism in Eukaryota, Metazoa, Platyhelminthes, Trematoda, Strigeidida, Schistosomatidae. The record is from the annotation of a GenBank genome assembly.